Messenger RNA from Setaria italica (foxtail millet), 4279 nucleotides. RefSeq names its product putative disease resistance protein RGA4. NCBI's taxonomy places the organism in Eukaryota, Viridiplantae, Streptophyta, Magnoliopsida, Poales, Poaceae. Gene Ontology annotation, biological process: defense response to other organism. Gene Ontology annotation, molecular function: ADP binding. The record is from RefSeq and is a predicted model, not a curated record.
CACCGAAUAUAAACCAACUGCACUAGCUCGCAAAAGUGCAUUCACAUCCAUUGGAAAAUGAUGCAGGAGUUGGAUUGGGUCCCGAAGCACUCUCUCUGAUAGGAAUUUCGAAGUCGCGCACUCACGCAGACAUUUUUGCCUUGCCGUUCCCACGAAUUCAGACUAUCUGCUUGUGCCUCACUUUUCCUCGCAACUUCCUUUGGCUUAUCUUUGAUCCACCGCCCUUCCCUUUCCAUCUCUUUGCGUGAUUGCGUCGUUUCCUCCCAUCUCCAUACAUAUCCACAUUUGAUUCAAUAUUUCAAUUUCUUCCAGCUCGUGCAACCAGUGCUGUCUGCCUACAGCUGACUCAGGCACGGGACGAUGCCGGCGGUUGGAGCUGUGGUGGAUGCAGCCAUCGGAUGGCUGGUGCAGAGCAUCCUGGGGAACCUCUUCACUGAGAAGCUGGAGGCAUGGACUCGCAGAGUUGGCCUCGCCAACGACGUGGAGAAGCUCAAGUCGGCCGUGAGGUAUGUCCAGAUGGUGGUUGCUGCUGCCAAGGGGAGGAAGAUCGAGAACGAGCCACUGGCACGGUCUCUCUCUGAUCUCAGGGAGCUGCUGUACGACGCCGAAGACGUGAUGGACGACCUCGACUACUACCGCCUCAAAGAACAGGUCGAAAGUGGCAAUACUGGCGAUGGUGCAGCUACCGGUGCACACAAUGCAACAAAUUCAUCCACGUGGUCCGUAAAACAGCUUGCAGGCACCUUUUCCGGCAUUUUGGGGAAAAGAAAACGAGAAGAUGAUACGAGUGAGAUUUCUGUUAUGAUAAAGCACAUUGCUGAUAAAUUACGGGAUUGUGGACGUGAUGUCAGUGACAUUCUGAAAAUAGAUGGAUUCAACUCCGCUGGAACUUCAAAUCAGAGUCAGAUUACAGCUCAGGACACACGUCUAACAUCAUCAUAUCUUGUUGAACGUAAAGUGUACGGGAGGGAUGUGGAGAAGGAAUCAAUCCUAAAGCUCAUGGCAAGUAACAGAUCCAAUGGUAUAACUGUCGUUCCAAUUGUAGGAAUUGGAGGGGUUGGGAAGACAACUUUGGCCCAACUUGUAUACAAUAGUUUGGAAGUUGGAAAUCAUUUUGAGGUCAAGAUAUGGGUUUGUGUGUCUGAUAAUUUUGAUGUAUUUAGGCUGACAAGGGAGAUGUUAGAUUGUGUCUCUAAACAAACGAAAGUACAAACCAACAACUUGAACAGACUUCAGGAGGAUCUAGCGAAACACAUGGUAUCUAGGAGGUUUCUUAUUGUCUUGGAUGAUGUCUGGGAUGACAUGAAAGAGCACUCCUGGAACAAAUUAUUAGCUCCUUUGAAACAUAAUCAAGCAAUGGGUAAUAUGAUACUUGUGACAACUCGGAAGUUAUCUGUUGCGGAAAUGACACGAACAGUUCAACCAGUCAAGUUAGGUGCUUUGAAAGAUGAUGAUUUCUGGCUACUAUUUAAAACAUGUACAUUUGGUGACGAGAAAUAUGAAUAUCAUCCAAGUCUGUUCACUAUUGGGAAGCAGAUAGCUCGGGAACUGAAAGGGAACCCAUUAGCAGCAAAAACUGUAGGUGCUUUAUUGAAAAGGAAUAUUAGCAUUGAUAACUGGACACAUAUUCUGAAUAAUGAAGAAUGGAAAUCCUUACAGGACAGUGGAAGUAUUAUGCCUGCUUUGAAGCUCAGCUAUGACUACCUCUCCAGCCACUUGCAGCAAUGUUUCAGAUAUUGCUGUCUAUUCCCGAAGGAUUAUCACUUUAAUGGUGGAGCUGAGUUAGUUAGAAUGUGGAUUUCACAAGGAUUUGUGCAUGGAAACCAUACUGGUAAAAAACUGGAGGAUAUAGGGAAGGCUUAUUUGGCUGAUCUAGUGAAUUCAGGCUUCUUUCAGCAUGUCGGAAGGCACCGGUUAUAUUCGAAUAGCUUUGUCAUGCACGAUCUUAUGCAUGAUUUAGCACGUGAGGUUUCAAGAGCUGACUUUGCAACUAUAGAUGGGACAGAAUGUAAAGAAAUAUUGCCAACUACGCGCCAUCUGUCAGUAGUUACUCAUUUUGCAUACUCAAUAGAUCAACAUGGGAACGCAAUUUCUUGUGAGAAUUUUAAGAGAAAGCUGCUACUAGUUACGUCACUGAAAAAGCUGAGGUCAUUGGUCUUAAUUGGCAAUUCUGGCCCUACUUUUUUCAAAUGCUUCCAGAAUAUGUUUAAAGAAGCGGCAAGUUUACGAUUGCUACAAAUCUCUGCAACAACCUAUGCUGAUAUUGGUUGUUUCAUCAGCUAUUUGGUAAGUUGCACGCAUAUUCGUUAUAUAAAGUUGAACUCUUAUGGCAUGAGGUGUGAGCUUCCACAAGCGCUGAGCAACUUUUUCCAUCUCCAAGUAUUAGAUGUUAAUACUUACGCAGAUCCAACUCUACCCACUGGUAUGAAUAAUCUUGUUCACUUGCAACAUCUUGUUGCAAAAGAGGAUGUGCACUCAACCAUUGAUAGGAUAGGCAAAAUGACCUCUCUUCAGGAGCUUCCCAUAUUCAGGGUUCAGAAUGCUUGUGGGUUUGAUAUAAAACAGCUUAAAUUCAUGAAUCAACUUGUAAAACUUGGAAUUUAUCAACUUGAAAAUGUCAAAAGCAAACGAGAUGCUAGUGAAGCACGACUGAUAGAUAAAGGGCACCUAGAGGCAUUGUGCUUCUUGUGGGAUUCUGAUAGCACUAGUUUGGGGAUUUCAGCAGAGACAGCGACUGAGGUUCUUGAGGGUCUUAAACCUCAUCAAAAUCUUAAACAUCUUCAGAUAAUUGGCUAUAGUGGCUAUAUCUCUCCAAGUUGGUUCUCCACUGGUCUCUCAGUUACAUCUUUGCAGCUGCUUCAUCUAGAGAAUUGCAAAGAAUGGAGAGUACUUCCAUCUCUCGAAAAGCUUCCGUUCCUUAAGAAGCUUAAGUUGAUUAAUAUCUGUCAUGUAAAAGAACUAGGAAUUCCUUGUUUAGAGGAGUUGGUUUUAACUGAUUUGCCGAGCUUAGAGAAAUGUGUUGCCACUUUUAAGAGGGAAUUGGAUUUUCAUCUACGGGUACUGAUCAUUGAGAACUGCUAUGAACUGAAGGUUUUUACUCCUUUUGAACUUCAGAACUUAUGUUCUUCUGAAGUUGAACAAAGACCUUGGAGGUUGAGCCUGGAAGACACUAGUGCAGGUAAUGAAUUUUCAUCUGCUGAAGCUGCACAAAAGAAAUGGUUAUCUGGUCUCCGUGUGCUAAAGAUACAUGGAUGUCCUCGUCUGAUGUUGUUACACCCCCUGCCUCCUGCUGAAAAUACUCAAGUAUCAGUUCAACCGCUUUUAACGUAUCCAGCAUUAGAGAAAAAUUCAAAUGAUUUAUCGGUCAUGUCCUCUAAGGAGUUGAGAGUGCUUGAUGCCAAGAUUUUGGCGUUCCAAAAUCUAACAGAUGUGACGUCACUGCACAUAGGCCACUGUCCAAAUCUGGUGUUUCUUUCAUUUGAAGGCUUCAGGCAGCUCCUCAAUUUAAGAAAGAUGGUAAUCGUCAGUUGUGGUAAUCUGGUCUCAUCAUGUAUUGUGCCUGGUGUCUCUGAAACCUGGAAUGCUACAAAUUAUCCUGCCUUUCCACGUCUCGGACAUCUAAAAAUUGAGUCGUGUGGUGGUAUAGCAGGCAAGUGGUUAACUGAAAUGCUGCCCCAUAUGCAGUCCCUUGAGGAAUUGGAUAUAGAGGAUUGUCCCCAGAUGAAAUCCAUAUCAAUCCAUCGUCCCAGACAAGAGGUGGAGACUGGCCGUUUGGCUAGUCAAGCAGUCUUACCACGCUUAGCCCAAGAUGAAUUCGGUUUGUACAUUCCACUAAAUAUCCUUUCAACCCUCGAGAAGUUACAUAUUCGAAGGUGCCCAGGAAUGCAGUUAUAUGGCAGCAAGGAGGGGUAUGGAGGGUUCACCUCCCUCACAGAGUUAGUCAUUACAGGUUGCCCCAUGCUGCUUUCUUCUGCGGAUGAGAGGUUUUCCCUGCCACCAUCCGUCCCAGAUCUUCAUAUCGAGUUCCUCCCAAGAAGCUUUGCAGGAGCUCCAGAUCCACAAUUGUCGGCAGCUGGCUGUAUUGGAGGACAUGCAAUAUCUGAGUUCCCUUCGAAUCUUGUCAAUUGAGAUGAAUCCUGAGUUAUCUGCUUCAUGGGUUCGGAAGUGUCAAGAGGUGGAAGAGGGAAGCAGUCAUGCUCGUCUCCUUCCUCCAUUACUUGGGAAACUAAGCAUCAGACAUCUUCAGGAUGACUUGGCGCCCUAUUUGCUGGCCCACCUC